AUGCUGUGCACGAGGAGAACUAAAACUUUGGUGUCGACGUGCGUGAUCGUCAGCGGCUUGACCAACGUCGCGUGCCUGCUGUACGUCGGCUGGAUCACGAGCUACGUGGCCAACAGCGCGCACAAAGUUGCGGAGAGCGGCGGCGGCGGCGGCGGAACCGGGGGAACCGGAGGCGAGGAGGGCGGCGGCGGCGAGGUGGAGAGAAAGUUGGAGGAGGACACGAGAGGAGAAACUCUGAGGAUCAUCGAGAGGCUGGACCGGCUGGAGAGCGUCGUGAACGAGCACAUCAGAGCUCCUCAGAGAGACGGCGAAGACGUUCCGUCGUCCUCCGACCCGGCCAGCGUUCUCUUCAGCCGCUGGGGUCACGACCUCGGACCCGAGAGCCGCCGGGCCGCGCUCCGCAAGUUCCGUUACCAUGGAUACAACAGCUACCUGAGCGACCGCCUGUCGCUGACCCGGAGCAUCCCCGACCUGCGGCCCGACGGCUGCAGGAACGUGUCGUUCUCAUCGGACCUUCCUCAGCUCAGCAUCGUCUUCAUCUUCGUGGACGAGGCUCUGUCGGUUCUGCUGCGCUCCGUCCGGACCGCCAUCCGGAGAACGCCGGCGCCGCUGCUGAGGGAGAUCAUCCUGGUGGACGACCACAGCAGCAGCCCGGAACUGAAGGAGAACCUGCAGAGCUUCGUGGAUCAGACCAACGCCGACCGCGGCUCCGCCUUCAUCAAGCUGCUCCGCCAUGACAGGAGGGAGGGGCUGAUCCGGGCCCGGCUCAGCGGGUGGAGGGCCGCCGCCGCGCCCGUGGUCGCCCUGUUCGAUGCCCACGUGGAGUUCAACACGGGCUGGGCGGAGCCCAUUCUGCAGCGGAUCCAGGAGGACCGGACCCGGGUGGUGUCGCCCUCCUUUGACAACAUCCGGUUCGACACCCUGGAGGUGGAGGAGUACCCGCUGUCCGCCCAGGGCUUCGACUGGCAGCUGUGGUGCCGCUACCUCAACCCCCCCAAGGCCUGGUGGGCCCAGCGGAACCACACGGCGCCCAUCAGGAGUCCGGCCCUGAUCGGCUGCUUCGUGGUGGACCGGCGCUACCUGGAGGAGAUCGGCCUGCUGGACGACGGCAUGGAGGUCUACGGCGGCGAGAACGUGGAGCUGGGCAUCAGGGUGUGGCAGUGUGGGGGCAGUGUGGAGGUUCUCCCCUGCUCGCGGAUCGCCCACAUCGAGCGCGCUCACAAGCCGUACACGGAGAACCUGACGGUGCACGUGCGCCGGAACGCCCUGAGGGCGGCCGAGGUCUGGAUGGACCAGUACCGCAGCCACGUGUACAUGGCGUGGAACCUUCCACUGCAGAAUUCCGGCGUGGACAUCGGAGACGUGUCGUCCAGGAAGGCUCUGCGCUCCAGACUGGGCUGCCGCCCGUUCAGCUGGUUCCUGGAGAACGUCUACCCCGAGCUGCGCUCCUACGGCGACACGGCGGCCUACGGAGUGCUGAAGAACAGUCUGAGGGACGAUCUGUGUCUGGAUCAGGGACCCGACAACGACAACGUUCCCAUCAUGUACGCCUGUCACGGAAUGACGCCUCAGAACGUGUACUACCGCGGCUCCCAGCAGCUCCAGCUGGGGGCGCUCAGCCCCACGCUGGACGACGACGACAACAAGUGUCUGGUGGAGGUGAACGGCCGGCCGCGCCUGCUGGAGUGCCGCUACGCCGCCGCCAAGCACAUGAGGCUGCGCUGGUCCUUCACCCAGGGCGGGUCCAUCCAGAACCUGGAGUCCCAGCGCUGCCUGGAGCUCCUGGAGAACCCGCAGUGGGAGUUCCGGGUCCAGCUGGUGCUCCAGGACUGCAGCGCUCAGAGCUGGACCAUCAGCAGCGUCCUGUCCGUCCUCCCUCAGUGACCCGGACCCGAGACCCGGUCUCCGUGCUACAAGGACGAGCUGAGGAACCUGUCCAGGAGGCAGCUGUCCCCCUGGGUCCUGUGGGGGACGGGGACGGGGACAGG
This is a messenger RNA of Salarias fasciatus (jewelled blenny), 1988 nucleotides long. RefSeq names its product polypeptide N-acetylgalactosaminyltransferase 18-like. The record is from RefSeq and is a predicted model, not a curated record. Gene Ontology annotation, molecular function: polypeptide N-acetylgalactosaminyltransferase activity. The transcript is spliced from 12 exons. Lineage: Eukaryota; Metazoa; Chordata; Actinopteri; Blenniiformes; Blenniidae. Gene Ontology annotation, biological process: protein O-linked glycosylation. Gene Ontology annotation, cellular component: Golgi apparatus. The coding region runs from base 1 to 1884 and encodes 627 amino acids.